Molecule: messenger RNA, 684 nt
Organism: Labrus bergylta (ballan wrasse)
Lineage: Eukaryota; Metazoa; Chordata; Actinopteri; Labriformes; Labridae
Source: RefSeq, a predicted model, not a curated record
CUUAGGGUGACAUGAGCAGCAGAAAUAAGCCACACAGGAAGAAGCCCCUCCUCAGCUAUGCUUCAGUUCAGUGUUCAGACAGUCAACAUGGAGGUCGGCGGCCUCCGCAUCAAACUCUUGGUCCACAUCUUAUUCCUGCUGUGUGCACAUGUUCAGGACGUUGAUUCACUGAUUCUCCGUCCUGAACCAAACAUGCUGCAGUUCUUUGAAUAUGAGUCUCUGAUCUUUCAUUGUGAGGGCUCUUCCGGCUCGACUGGACUGAAAAUUGUACAUCGGUCCAAAGGGGAAGUACAGACAUGUGAAACUCCAGUGACAUCAACAAGGUCAUCCUGCUCCAUUAAAAAUCUUUAUUUAGAGGACAAUGGACAAUACUGGUGUGAGUCUGGAGAUAGGAAGACAAGCGACGUCAUCGAUAUCACUGUUACUGCUGGUCCUGUGAUCCUGGAGAGUCCCAUCAGUGUGGUGAAGGGAGAGGAUGUGACUCUGCGCUGCAGAAACAAGACGACCUCACCCAACCUCUCAGCUGAUUUCUACAAAGAUGGACGCCUUAUCGGAAGAAGCUCUACAGAAAACAUGACAAUCCACGGCGUUACCAAAUGUGAUGACGGACACUACAAGUGUACCAUCUCUGGAGGAGGAGAAUCAGCUGAGAGUCGGAUGGCUGUUGAAGGUGAGAUACAUUAG